Impatiens glandulifera is the source of this 1096-nucleotide messenger RNA. Its product is annotated as probable N-acetyltransferase HLS1-like. The record is from RefSeq and is a predicted model, not a curated record. The coding region runs from base 6 to 869 and encodes 287 amino acids. NCBI's taxonomy places the organism in Eukaryota, Viridiplantae, Streptophyta, Magnoliopsida, Ericales, Balsaminaceae. Gene Ontology annotation, molecular function: acyltransferase activity, transferring groups other than amino-acyl groups. The transcript has a single exon.
GGCGAAUGGGGAUUGGAUUGAAACUGGUGAAGAAGAUGGAAGAAUGGUUUAAAGAAAACGGAGCAGAGUAUUCAUACAUGGCGACCGAGAAAGACAACUCUGCUUCUGUCAAUCUUUUUACUAAUAAAUGCGGUUACUCAAAAUUCCGUACGCCGUCAAUCCUAAUCCAACCCGUAUUCGCCCAUCAAGCUCGAAUCAGCAAACGGGUCACCAUAAUCAAACUCGAACCUUCCGAUGCCGAAGUUUUCUACCGCCGCCGUUUCUCAACGACCGAGUUCUUCCCUACCGAUAUAGACGUCGUUUUGAGCAACCCUUUAAGUUUGGGUACCUUUGUUGCUUUUCCUAAGGUUUUGGGGUAUAACUAUUCUUGGCCCGGGUCGGAUAAGUUCUUGGAUAAUCCACCGGAAUCAUGGGCGAUUGUAAGUGUUUGGAAUUGUCAAUUUCAGUUGGAAGUGAGAGGGGUUUCGAGUUUUAAGAAGUGGGUAGCCCGGAGAAUUAGGGGGGUUGACAGGGCAUGUCCGUGGAUGAGAAUUCCGUCGGUGCCGGAGUUUUUCCGGCCGUUUGGGAUUCAUUUUGUUUAUGGUUUGGGAGGGGAAGGGGUAAUGGGGGAGAAACUUGUGAAGGAGCUUUGUGGGGCUGUUCAUAAUUUGGCUAAGGAAAGAGGAGGUGGGGUGGUGGCGACCGAGGUUUCGGCCGGGGAGCGGCUGAGGAAGGGGAUACCUCACUGGAAGAGACUAUCGUGUCCAGAGGAUUUAUGGUGUAUGAAGAAAUUGGGAGAAGAUGAAGAUGAAGAUGAUGAAGAGGAUGUCGGUGACUGGACAAAGUCGGCACCUGGCUUGUCUAUUUUUGUUGAUCCUAGAGAAAUUUAGUAUGGGACAAGGAUCAGACAUAGAUGGGUCCCUUGUGUUUUGUUUCUUUCUUUUAUCUUCUUAACAAGUUCUAGAGAAGACAAAAGAGGGUUUGGGUUUGUUGAUGGUGAACCGGGUCGGCUCUUGGCUCAAGAACCAAAAAAGGAUAAGAAGUAAGAACCACCACCUAGUUCAUUGUAUAGGGCAACUUUUUUUUUUUUAUUAUCUAAUUUCAAGUUCUACAACUU